AUGCACAAUUUCGCAGUAGAUAUUAAAGCUGUUGAUCAAUAUGAACUAUUUUAAUUUAAUAAUUUGAGUACAGAUACAGGAGAAGAUGAUGAAUUUGAAUUAGGGUAAAAUAUAAAUAUUAUUGUUUAAGAGUAAAACCUAAGAAAAAAUUAUUUAAUUCCUCUAUUGAAAAAUAAUUGUUUAUUGAAGAGUAUACAAAAAAGAAAAAGACGGAAUUAUGUAAAAACUUUAUGUUAAAAAACACUUGCAAAUUUGGAUUGGAAGUAAUAUUAAAUAUUAAUAUUAAAGUGUUCUUAUGCUCAUGGAUAUUCAGAACUUUUACCGAAAGGUCAUCUACAUAAAAAUUACAAGACUAAAGCAUGUAAGAAUUUUCUAAAUAAUGGAUUUUGCAAUUAUGGGGCGAGAUGUCAAUAUAUACAUCCAGAAAAUACAAUAAGCAUUAAAAAUCUAGAUAAAAAAAACUACAAUGAUAUAUAAGCAAAUAUUCCAAAAAUAACAGAAAAUAAAUGCCAAUCAAUUCAAAAAAAAAAUUUGCUAAAAAAUAUAACAGACUUUGUCACCUAUUCAGAAAUAUUAUAUAAAUUCAACUUUUCUCCGAAACUCAGUGUAUCCAACUUACCAAGAUUAAGGUUUUUUAGACAAUUAAGUAAGAAAAAUAUUUGCUUUUUGUCUCAUAAAUCUGAUCUUUGA
This is a messenger RNA of Paramecium sonneborni, 690 nucleotides long. Lineage: Eukaryota; Ciliophora; Oligohymenophorea; Peniculida; Parameciidae. The record is from the annotation of a GenBank genome assembly.